AUGAGUUUAGAUGAGGUGCAAUGGUCGAAGCAAUCUAAAGAAAUACCAAUAGUGAUCCCUUUUCUAUUCUCCACCAUGGACAAAGCUCAGACUUUCAUAAAGGAGUGCUUGUUCACCAAAAAUCUGGAAGAUCCUGAAAAACCAAUUAAUGAAAAUAGGUUGCAAGAUACAUUGUUAUUAUUGCCAACCGAUGGAGGUUUAACUUCCAGACUCCAGAAGCAACGUAAAAAAUCAAAGCUGAAUCUCAACAGCUUACAGAACAUUUCCCAAUUAGAAAAUGAAAACGAACAGUUAAAGAAGGAGAACUACCAACGUGUCAACAAAAAUUCUAAAAUCGCAUUGAGAGAGUUUAUUAAUUCUUGUAAAAAAAGCACACAGAAAUGCUUGAAAUUAGCACAUGAAAAUAAAAUUACCGAUAGGGAAAAUCUCUCAAGCUACCUGGAAAAGGACCACCCAGCGAUAUAUGAAGCACUUCCGCAGUACGAUGGAUUUGUACCGAUGUACAAAGAAUUAUGGCUUAACUACAUUAAAGAACUUUUGAGCAUAACAAAUAGUAUAAAAACGCUUAACGGAUCAUCAGCGCUACUAAAAUUAUCUAUGGCAGAUUACAACGGUGCACUAUUACGUGUCACAAAGAGCAAAAACAAAUCUCUAAGAGGUAUUCAGGGCAUUGUGAUUUGGGACUCUCAAAAAUUUUUCAUCCUGAUCGUUAAGGGCCAUCUAAUAGAUGAGAUAAAGUGCAUACCGAAGAAGGGCACAGUGUUCCAAUUUGAAAUUCCACUCUCGGAUACCGAUGACUCCGCAUUGAGAUAUAGUAUUCUAGGUGAUAGGUUCAAGUACAGAAGUGUCGAUCGUGCUGGAAGGAAGUUUAAAAGUCGUCGCUGCGAUGAUAUGUUAUAUUACAUACAAAAUCAGUAA
Messenger RNA from Saccharomyces eubayanus, 918 nucleotides. RefSeq names its product RNase P/RNase MRP complex subunit (gene POP4). Gene Ontology annotation, molecular function: ribonuclease P RNA binding. Gene Ontology annotation, biological process: rRNA processing; tRNA 5'-leader removal. The record is from RefSeq and is a predicted model, not a curated record. The transcript has a single exon. Bases 1 to 918 code for a protein of 305 amino acids. Gene Ontology annotation, cellular component: ribonuclease P complex; ribonuclease MRP complex. Lineage: Eukaryota; Fungi; Ascomycota; Saccharomycetes; Saccharomycetales; Saccharomycetaceae.